AUGGCACAUGUAGAAAUCACAGGCUGCACCACACUGCUCACUCAGAGACACAUGCAGCAACUACCUCCCCUCUUCCUUUUGACCCUGGCUGGGUUGUGUUUUUCAGCAGCUCUUCCACAAACAGCAGCCCCUCUUUUUAAUAAACCGUUUGUGGUUAUAUGGAAUGCUCCUAUCUACAAAUGCAAUCAACUGCAGGUCCCAUUGGAUUUGGAUGUGUUUCAGGCAAUCACCACACCAGCCAAAGUCCCGAACCAAACACUGACUCUUUUCUACAAAAAUCGAAUAGGACUCUUUCCUUACGCAGAUGUUAAAACUUUGACACAGUACAAUGGUGGCAUUCCACAAAAGGGAAACUUAACUGCCAGUCUGCAAAAAGCCAAAAAAGAGUUCAACAAGUACACUCCAUCAUCUGCACCUGGCCUGGCUGUCCUUGACUGGGAGGAGUGGUUUCCUUUGUUUGAUCGAAAUACAGACUUAAGAGAGAUCUAUAAGGCAGUGUCCAUAAACUACACCCUUCAGCAGAAUCCCUCCCUUACAAGCAACCAAGCUACAUUUAUAGCCAAAGAGCAAUUUGAGAAAGCAGCCAGAAGUUUCAUGGAAGAAACAUUGCAGUUAGGAAUCUCACAAAGACCAAAUAUUUUCUGGGGCUUUUAUUUGUUUCCUGACUGCUACAACUAUGAUUUUGAGAAACCAAGCUAUACAGGGAGAUGCUCUCAGACCACAACACAGUUAAAUACUGAACUUCUCUGGCUGUGGGAGGCAAGCACUGCCCUCUUCCCAUCAGCAUACAUGCCUGUUUCUAUAAGUGGAACCCAGAAAGCAGCCCUAUUCAUCCGAAACCAGGUGCUAGAGGCAAAGAGAGUGGCAGUUAUUCCUCAGAGGCUCUACACUGCUCCUAUUUAUUUGUACUUGCGACCCCUUUUGCAAGAACAGAAGGAGCAAUACAUGAGAGAGUUUGGCUCUUCUCAGGUCGACCUGAUUCGGAGUAUUGGUGAGAGUGCAGCUCUGGGGGCUGCUGGAUGUGUGCUGUGGGGAUCUAGCUAUGAUUUCAAUGACAAGGCAUCAUGUGAAUCCCUUUCUACAUACUUGUCUAACAUGCUAAAUAAAUACAUCAUCAAUGUUACAACUGCAGCUGAACUCUGCGGUGAUCUGCUGUGUCAAGGUAAUGGGCGCUGUGUCCGUAAAACCUAUGAUUCAGAUGACUACCUACACCUCAACAUAAACAGCUUUAAUAUACAGAAGAUUAAUGGGAUGUAUAACGUCACUGGGGAACCUUCUAUCACUGACCUCACUGCCUGGGCUGACAAGUUCACUUGUCAGUGCUAUGAGGACAAGAAAUGCACAGGAUUGCCCUCAGGAUUUGAAUAUAGUGAUAGACGAUUCAUUGGACACCUGACAGUACUGCUUGCUACAUAUCUGCUAGGUGAAUUGUUGUAGUUUUCAAGAAAGUCACACAUUUUACACUAAAUGAAAUGAGGAAAUAAACAUUCAUAAAAAUAAACAUAAACAUUGAGGAAUUCAAUUCAACAUCUUAAGAACACUCAUUUCCUGUGCCGAAUCCUGCCAUUAUAAAUGACUGCAUUCCACUGAUUACUUGUGAUGUUUUAUCUUUAUAAGAUUUGAUGCUUCUUUAAAUGGUUGAAGUAAAUGUCCACUACUAUAUAAAUAAUGUCCAGUGUAUGUAAGGAAUAAUUAACUACGGGCCAUUUAAUUAUUAGAAAAUAAUGCACACUCGAUGAUGCAGAGAAGCCGUUACACAUCGGGUGUGCUUUAUUUUCAAAUAAUUCAAUGGACCAGAGUCAAUUAUUCCAUUUAUACCACAGUUACCACACCUCAAAACAUUGUUUGGGGUCUUUUCCUUAAAACACUCUUGUGUGUGGACCCAAUUUAUUACGCAUUGCAUGUCAAGUCUCCAUUGUUUUCUGUCAUUUUGUUUGUUGUUAGCACUGUGUGGAGUGGUAAAAGUAGGCUAAAUUUUCCAUUACUUCAGAACUACUUUAGCUGUGCAUUUACUGAAAAAUAAUUGUACUCUCAGAAUGUCUGGCAGCCAAUCAGAACUGAGAAUUCAACAGAGCUGUGGUAUAAAUUAUAUUAAUGUACUGCAGAUUAUAGCGCUUUGGCUUGUAGUAUGUCCAGUUACAGUUGCAAAGCAUCUGCCUCAACACUUGUGUGUGCUGUGAGGCUCUAGAUAUGAUUUUAAUGAUAAGGUAAUGCCUUGUGUUUUUAUAAAGCAUAUUAGUUUUUUUAUUCCAUUUUGUUUACCAAACAUGUGACCAUUAGAGCAGAUGAUGAGUGCUGUAUAAUACAAUAAAAAACAAAACAAAAGUCACACUAGCAAAUCCACCAAGGAAUGGUUCAAAAAGAAGAAAAGGAGGGGUAUGGAAUGGCUCAGUCAAAGCCCAGAUUUGAAUCCCAUUGAAAUGUUGUGGGGGACAGUACUUGCAAGAAAAUUCCUCAAACAUCUUGCAACUAAAAGAAUAUUACAUGGAAGAGUGGUCAGAAAUUCCAGCAAGCCUGGUGGACAAUUAUGCAAAAUGCCUACAAGAAGUUAUUUCUGCUAAAGGGGGCAAUACCAGCUUCUAAGGCCAAGGGUGUACUUACUUUUUCCACAUAAACAUAUUGAUCUAUUGAUAUUUCUGUUGAAUAAAUGAUUGAAAAAGCUAAUUUUCCUUGUGGUUUUGUUAAAGUAUAUCAACUUUAUUAACAGGCACUGUUUCAAAAAUGAUCAAAUGUUUGCUUGUCCAAAUAUGUCAAAAAGGCAACAAUUUCCAUGAGGUGCACUUAUUUUUUCACAUAACUGUAACUAAAUAAAUAAGCAUGUUGUCAAUGUUACGUCUGUGGCUGAACUGUGCGAUGAUCUGCUGUGUCAAGGUAAUGGCCACUGUGUCCAUAAAAGCUAUGAUGCACAUGACUACCUACACCAACAUAAACAGCAGAUUGUACUGAAUAUACAGAAGACUGAUGGGAUGUAUAAAGCCUCUGAGCAACCUUCCAUCACCAACCUGACAAACCUGGGCUGACACAUUCACCUGUCGGUGAUAUAAGUUAACUAAUUAAUAUAAGAUAACUGAAAGGAAAUUCUCUUAUACCAUGUACUCUCUUAUAUUAUGAACUGCUUUCAAAUACCUAUGAUGAAUGUAUUCAUUUGAUUACCUUGUAUUCAUUUGAUUACCUCUUUAAAUAAGCUGAUCAACUGCUAUCCUUGAUUAUAUUAUUAUAUAUUUCCGUGUGAGCAUGACACAGGACUUAUUUUGUAUUAUAACUAUGUGUUGUGUGUUUUGUUUAAAUCUGUCUGACACCUGGACCAGUAGAAACCGUCCACGCACUGCUUCUUAUCAAUGUGUAUAAAUACUCUUGUUUUGCAUGAAAUAAACGAGAAAUCUCUGUGAACAUU
This is a messenger RNA of Ictalurus punctatus (channel catfish), 3394 nucleotides long. RefSeq names its product hyaluronidase PH-20. The record is from RefSeq and is a predicted model, not a curated record. Gene Ontology annotation, biological process: carbohydrate metabolic process; hyaluronan catabolic process. The coding region runs from base 1 to 1437 and encodes 478 amino acids. Lineage: Eukaryota; Metazoa; Chordata; Actinopteri; Siluriformes; Ictaluridae. The transcript has 4 exons. Gene Ontology annotation, molecular function: hyalurononglucosaminidase activity. Gene Ontology annotation, cellular component: acrosomal vesicle.